Clunio marinus is the source of this 324-nucleotide messenger RNA. The record is from the annotation of a GenBank genome assembly. Lineage: Eukaryota; Metazoa; Arthropoda; Insecta; Diptera; Chironomidae.
AUGAAACAAACGACUGUUAGUAAAAUUCAACGCGAGUACUUCAACAGACAAGCCUUUUUACAGAAGUUCACGGAGAGGGAUUUACUCGUCCCAUACUCGAGAUUAGUUCAAGUUGUUGAAACCAAUUUUGAUGGAACUUCCAUCAACAUGGAUCAUUUGACAGCUCAUGUUGAAAUUUUUCAAUUUUAUUAUUUAAAAAAUAUAUCUAACGAUUGUGGCAAUGUUGUUAUAUUUAAUCUUAUUCCGCACUCGGGAAUUAUUGUGUUUUUUGAGCAAGUGUCAGAAGAUAAAUUUGCAAUUGUUAUGAUAAAAAAUACGAACUAG